AUGGCACUGCUUUUAAUAAUGGCUGUUACUAUUGUUAUCUGGUGGUUAUGCCGUCAGCGCCGAAAAACAGCACCAGCGGUAUGUGUCGUCGAUGAACCACCGGCUUAUUCGAUCGAUAUUCCAACGUCGGGGAAAAAGUCUCCAGAAAACAAUCUAGAUAAAUAUAAGGUAAGUCGCUCGACUGCAGAAAUGCCUGCUAAAGCAGGAGGUGGUACUGGCGCAAGCCGGUCGAGAAGAAACAUAAACGCCGACAACAAAGCACAACAGUCCGCCACGACACAACAAAAUGAACACGUUGGCAGAAGCUCAAUAGCGAAAACAACAAGCCAACCAAAAUUUAACAUUGCACCUCUGAUUUUAGAGGGAGCUAAAAUCAACAAAAUUCAACUGAAUGACAUCCUUAAACAACACUUAAGCGAUGUUAGAAUAACAGAUAUCCAACUGAGCCGUACAGGAAUUUUCACACUAUAUUCGGC
Messenger RNA from Adineta ricciae, 476 nucleotides. The record is from the annotation of a GenBank genome assembly. NCBI's taxonomy places the organism in Eukaryota, Metazoa, Rotifera, Eurotatoria, Adinetida, Adinetidae.